CAGUUGAGCUGCCGGCACAGACUGAGACCAGAGGUUAAAUAUAGAGCCCAGUCUCACCCCUGAUGACCGCCAGCAAACAGGCUGAAGCAGAGCGGCCAAACUUCCUGUGGCAAGAGGAAGAGCCCAAUUUGAUUUCAGCUAAAAGAAGAAGUCUGUUUAUUCUCAGCUCGCCUCCUGCUCCCUUUUGACUCCAACUCUGAGGCUGAGCAGACCAAACUGAGGCUGAAGCUUCUUGUCACUCUGCUGGGGCUCCUUUAACUCUGAUCUGAAUUGGAGGGAAGGUUAGCGCAACCACAAGGAGACCAGAACAUCAUGAGGCUGUGACAAUCCACAGCAGAGGAGGAAAGCCAGGACCAACCUGGGAUUGAACAGCAAAGAGACGGGGUUCAAAAUGCGAUCAAGAAGUUGCACUGGAGAGGAACAGGAAUGUGGGCCCAUCCAGCCCACAAAAGGCUUCAUCUUGCAGGAAGAAGAGGAGCAGAUACCACAGCUGACAAAAACAAGGAUGAAAAUUCCAAGAGAAGAGAAGAGCGGGAGAACAAGUGAGCCCGAAAAGGCAAAGAAAUCUGAAAAAGCAAAAGAGGCUUGGAAAACACAAACAGCAAAUCUGUCAAAGGAGCAUUUGGUACACCUGCUGGGAGUCAUGGAAGGAGAAGUUCAGGCCAGAGAGGACAUAAUUGGUCUGCUGGAAACUGAGAGAACCAGACCAGAGACUCUGGAGGCCCACUAUGGCUUUGCUGUUCCCACCAAACCCCUACAGGCUCUGCAGAGAGACGCCCAGCUCUUCCAGGGGAGCAGCGCAGAAGACGUGUAUGAGAAGCCCAUGGCUGAGUUGGACCGGCUGGAGGACAAACAGAAGGAGACGUACAGGCGGAUGCUGGAGCAGCUGCUGCUGGCAGAGAAGUGCCACAGGCGGACGGUGAUGGAGCUGGACAACGAGAAGCGCAAACACGCAGACUUCAUGGACAAGAGCGACGACUUCACAAACCUGCUGGAGCAGGAAAGGGAGAGACUCAAACUGCUAUUGGAGCAAGAGAAGGCCUACCAGGCACGAAGGGACAAGGAGCACAACAGAAGAAUGGAGAAGGUCAGGGCUGAGCUGAUUAAGCUCAAGUCCUUCGCCCUGAUGCUGGUGGAUGAGCGACAGAUGCACAUCGAUCAGAUUGAUCAGCAGAGCCAGAAAAUUCAGGAUCUCACUCAAAAGCUGCAGGACAAAGAGCAGCAACUGACAGCCACAACUGACGCCGCCAGCGAGGAUGGGCAAAAAGUUCUGAAGCUGCAGGCUGAGCUGGAGCACCAACAUGCCAAAUUCACACAAGAGCAUGGAGAGAUGGCUGUAAAGUUGGCUGACCAAGAGUCCCAAAGCCGGGAGCUGAGGCUGAAGCUGGCUGAAAAGGCCCGUGAGGUCGAGGAGCUAGAAGAAGGUAAAGAAGAGCUGCAGAAAUCAAAGACUGAUCUGCAGGAGCUGAGGGAGAAGAUCGGCAAAGGAGAGUGCGGGAAUUCCUCGCUCGUGGCUGAGUUGGAGAGUUUACGAAAAAAGGUGCAGGAGAUGGAAGGAAAAGAUGAGGAGAUUACAAAGAUGGAAACUCAGUGCAGGGAACUGGGGAAGCGGCUACAAGCUAAGGAGAACCACAGCAAGGAGCUACGGCUGGAGGUGGACAAACUCCAGAAGAAAAUGGCUGAUCUAGAAAAACUGGAGGGGUCAUUCAACAAGAGUACAACCGAAUGCAAGCAGCUCCAUGCAAACCUGGAAAAAGAGAGGAGGAAUGUGAAGGAUUUAGCUUCUGAACUGGAGAGGCUGAAAGCCCACCUGAAGGAGCUCGAGUCUUCAGGAGCAAAACUAGAGAAGACGGAAACGACCCUGAAAGAUGACCUCAUGAAACUGAAGUCCUUCACGGUCAUAUUGGUAGACGAGAGGAAAAACUUAGCUGAGAGGCUUGAGCAGGCAGAGCAGAACAGGAACGACCUGAGUAAGAUGUUUAAAGAGGAGCAAAGCAAGGUUACAGAUGUUACAGAAAAGCUGAUCGAAGAGAGCAAAAAGCUUCUCAAAUUUAAAUCAGAGAUGGAAAUCCAAGCGACCAAUCUCAACAAAGAGAAGGAGGAGUUGAAAAGCAAAUUCGCAAGUGAGGAAGAAAAAUGUUUGGAGUUGAAAAACUCACUAAAAGAGAUGAAACUCCAAAUAGAUGGACUGGAGGAGAGUAAGUGUGCAUACAUGGGCAAAACCAGAAAUUCAGAGGACAACAAGGUGAAAGAGCUCAUGGAGGAAAUCGAAAGGCUCAAAGGCAGACUGAAGCAGCUUGAAGUGGUGGAGGGAGAUUUAAUGAAAACUGAGGACGAGUAUGAUCUGCUGGAGAAGAAAUUCAGAACGGAGCAGGACAAAGCAAACGCUCUCUCGAAAAUGGUGGAGGAGAUGAAAGGUCAGAUCAACAGAAACAAAGCCAUAGAGAAAGGAGAAGUUGUGAGUCCAGAAGCUGAGCUGAGAAGUCGCUGCAAGAUGGAGGAGGCAAAAAGCAGAGAGUUGCGUGCAGAAGUGCAGGCACUUAAAGAGAAAAUCCACGAACUCAUGAACAAGGAGGACCAGCUCUCGCAGCUGCAGGUGGACUUUUCCGUCCUCCAGCGUAGGUUCAUUGAAGAGGAGGAGAAGAAGAAGAGCAUGAGUCAGGAAGUAGAAGAGCUUAUCAAGGAACUCGAGGCCACAAAGCUUUACAGUCGUGCAUUUAGACCCAGCAUGAACGGCAGAAGAAUGGUGGACGUUCCAGUUACCUCCAAAGCCGUCCAGACAGAUGUCAUGACCAGAAAGAGUCCUGAAGAUGAAACCACAGCUGGUUUCAUUCGUCAAUCCGUUCAGGAGGAGAACCACUUGAUGAGUAACCUCAGACAGCAGGAUCUGAAGAAACCCUCGGUGUUGGAGCGGUACCCUCCAGCAUCGGCAGACCUCGGGGUGAGAAAAUCCUCACUUCCCUGGAUGAAAAAGAAGGAGGCCACCAAAAUCAACUGGUCAUCUUCACCUCAUCCUCCUGCGGCGGCUCAGAAACAAAGCCAACCGCUGCACAUUCGCGUCAUGCCCGAUCAUGACAGCAGCACAGCCACCUUGGAGAUCACCAGCCCGCGAGCGGAGGACUUCUUCUCUAGCACCACCAUCAUCCCAACUCUGGGACCUCAAAAGCCUCGCAUCACAAUUGUCCCUAAAAACUCAAAACCCAAAGGCUGUGAUGCAUCAGGAGGUCUUAAUCGAGCCAAGUCUCCGGUCACCAUAACUGCCAUUUCUAGAGCCAAGAGUCCAGAAAAAAACAACAGUGGCAGCUAUCAGUCACCCGUCUCCAUCAUCACAGUCAGCGCAACACCUGUGGCUGAAGCAUGCGUGUCGUCGGACCUUCAUGAAAUCCAAACGGGGCGCACAGGGUUCAAGCUGACUCCAGAGAAGCGGGCUGGGACCCCACCUGCCAGGAAAUACAACGACAGCAUCAUCAUGACGGAGGACAACAAGAUCCAUAUUCACCUGGGUCCACAGCUGAGGCAGUCCUUUGACGGCUGCACCAGGCCUGUGCUCACUCUGAGGCCCGCGGGGCAGAACUCUGAAAGCAAAGGAGUAGCGGCAGGAGUGGUACUCCAAUCUCAACUGCAGCCCUUGGCAGUGAAGACGACCCAGGGCAAAAUGACAAGCAGCAUAACGAUCACCCCCAUCACUGCCGCCGCCGCCAAACCAACGCAGUCUGUGCCCAGUUCAGACGCACAGGCAGCUCGAAACACAGCCACACGGAUCCCGGUGUCAAAAUGUUCUAAAACGUGCGGGAAGGCCGUCCUGGGCUUGUCAACAGUGACGAGGUUGGAGUCACGAGCUGAGGCACAGGCCAUGAAAAUCGAGCUGAGGAGGUCGACUGUGUGCAACUGUUCCUCUGCAGCAGGAGGCAAAAGCUGAAGCGGUAACCAGGAACCAUGACUACAACAAAAAUCUGUUGGCCAAAUGGGAUGCAGGCCAUACCUAAAAAGUAUGGGGGAUUUCACUUACUUUCAAAAUAAAUGAUCCUAUUUUAAUCUUUUAUGUUAACUGCACAUAAAGCUGUGCUGGGUGCACAUUGGUUGAUCUUCCUGUUUGUUGUCCAAUCAUGAGUUUUCUUAUAUUCGUAGCAUGAUUUCAUUGCUCUACAACGCUCUGGGAGGUUUCUAUUCACCAAAACACUGUGCAUUUGGGACAAGCACCAAAAUAAAACUAUUUAUCUAAAUAAA
Messenger RNA from Oryzias latipes (Japanese medaka), 4227 nucleotides. It is a transcript of the gene filip1b, whose product is annotated as filamin A interacting protein 1b. The record is from RefSeq and is a predicted model, not a curated record. NCBI's taxonomy places the organism in Eukaryota, Metazoa, Chordata, Actinopteri, Beloniformes, Adrianichthyidae.